AUGACAACAGCGAAUGAGAAAGCAAGAAACUACAUGACAAAAAUUAUCAGAGCUAGCCUAGCUCUGGGUAUAAUACCAAACAGCUGGCAAGGAACGAAAGUAGUCUUCCUCCCCAAACCGGGUAAACAUGACUACACAGCGGUCUUCAGACCAAUUUGUCUAAUGUCUACAACACUAAAACUCAUCGAGAGAUUAGUAGAUAGACACAUAACAAGCACAAACUUAAACACGAAGCCUCUACACAAAUUUCAGAACGCAUUUAGAGCCGGCUUACACAAAAUAGUCAACUUCGUGGAAACAGUCAUUAACAAAAAAGAAAUAGUAGUGGCUUGCUUCAUCGAUAUAGAGGACGCGUUCAACUGCACACCAACGGAGGUAAUGAUACAAGCCCUCCACGAAUUCGGAGUAGAAGCAUGUCUGAUAAGAUGGAUCAAACACAUGCUAGAAAAUCGCAAACUAAUAAGCAGCAGAGGCGAAACUACGAUCCAAGGCACUGUCCAAAGAGGAUGCCCACAAGGAAGAAUACUAUCACCACUACUAUGGUGUCUGGCAGUGGACAGUCUCCUAUACGCCCUUGAAGACAACAAUGUCAUGGUAAUGGCCUAUGCGGACGACGUGGUAUUCAUGGCAAAAGGAAAAAACAUGACUCAAAUCAGAACAAGAAUUCAAGACGCACUAAUAGCCCUAGAAGAAUGGAAAGUGAAGUAUCUGGGAGUGACAAUAAACGAGAAACUGACAUGGAGAGAACAUGUCUUCUCAAAAGUUGCAGAAGCAAAAAAGAACCUCAACCUUCUAUGCAGAAUGCUAGAUCCAACAUGGGGCAUAAAUCCCAUAACAACCAAAUGGAUCUACGAAGCAAUCAUAGUACCGAGAGCAACAUUCGGGAACAUCGUCUGGUGGCAAACAUCCAACAUGAUCACAGCCACCACGAAACUAGAUAGCAUACAAGGCACAGCCUUAAGGGAAUGGACUCCCGUGCCUUACGUUAAAAUAAAAGAACUAGCGAUGAAGACAGCCAUGAGACUACACGGCUGGGGUCACUGGGAAAAUAUAGACAGAGGUCACAGCCAAAUAAUCAAACAGAAUGGCAAUGAAUCAAUUAAAGACAUGUAUCUGGUCCCAAAAGACAGACUAAUCACAGAAUACAUAUUCGAGAAAAAAUACGAAACCAAAAUUGAUUCCAAAGAGACAUGGAACACUACCACGUUACAUCAAAACAACGACAUAGUAUGGUAUACGGACGGCUCUAGGAAAGAGAACCUCUCCGGUGCAGGCUGGUACUGCGGGAAAGGCCUAUCGAACGAAGGCUUCAAACAACUUUGUAAAUAUGCUACAGUAUACCAGGCUGAAGUAAUAGCCAUAUCUGAAUGCACGCAAGAAAUGCUUAACCUGAACAUAAACUGCAAGAGAAUAACAAUAUGUACAGAUAGCCAAGCGGCAAUCAAAGCACUGGACAAAGCCGAAAUCACAUCAAGAAUAACCAAAAAAUGCAAGAUAACAUUAAACACACUUGCCAUAAACAACAGAAUAACAAUACGAUGGGUACCGGGACACAACGGUAUAAUAGGCAACGAAAAAGCGGACAGACUGGCAAACAGGGAAUCAGACGAACCUCCGAUGGGGCCGGAAUCAAUCAUCCCAAUACCAGAAACGGUAUACACACUGGAAAUAGAGAGACUAAGGAACUCUAUGAAAAAGAGAAAAUGGAAAGAGACACAAGGAUGCGAGCAAGCUAAAACGCUGCUCGGCACCGAAAUAAACAAUAAAAAGAGAAUCAAACAGAUUCUCAACUUGAAGAAAGAAGACGCGAGAAACGUGGUGAGCGACAGGACACGCAGUGUCCUAACAGGACACGCUCCCUUAAAAGCACAUCUGAACAAGAUGGGCAAAUGUCCAGACGAUCUAUGUAACCAGUGCGGAGAAGCUCCAGAGACAACGACACGCAUUCUAUGCGAAUGUCCAAGAUUAGUGAUGAAAAGAGGCAGAUACUUUGAACAGUUUAUCAUAGACCCUAAUGAUAUAAAAACACUUGAUCCGAAAAAGAUAGCAUUCCUCGCCGACAUCAAUCCAUGGAGAUUAGAAGAUGUAAACACAAGAGAAGGAAAGGGGAAAAGUGGAGAAGAUCCAAAGAUAGCGGAAAACGGGACUAUACGGCAAACACCCAAUAAACGGGAAACCAACGGAGUCCUGCCGAGGCAGUGGAUCACAGAGGGGAGCGAGGCUAGGGCUACCCCUUUCACAACAACCAAAAUGUAA
This is a messenger RNA of Hylaeus anthracinus, 2256 nucleotides long. RefSeq lists its product as uncharacterized. Gene Ontology annotation, molecular function: RNA-DNA hybrid ribonuclease activity; nucleic acid binding. The record is from RefSeq and is a predicted model, not a curated record. The transcript is spliced from 3 exons. The coding region runs from base 1 to 2256 and encodes 751 amino acids. Lineage: Eukaryota; Metazoa; Arthropoda; Insecta; Hymenoptera; Colletidae.